Messenger RNA from Balaenoptera acutorostrata (minke whale), 1519 nucleotides. It is a transcript of the gene RBM48, whose product is annotated as RNA binding motif protein 48. Gene Ontology annotation, molecular function: nucleic acid binding. Lineage: Eukaryota; Metazoa; Chordata; Mammalia; Artiodactyla; Balaenopteridae. The record is from RefSeq and is a predicted model, not a curated record. The transcript has 5 exons. Gene Ontology annotation, cellular component: nucleoplasm. The coding region runs from base 190 to 1257 and encodes 355 amino acids.
GGCCUCUCCGCCGCGCCGCAGGGGGGCGGCACCUCGUUUACCAAAUCCUCGCUCACAGGAAACGAUGGCUGACUCUGUCGAUUCUUCAGCCAAUCUCGGCACGCCUUGACCCCUCCCUCUCUCUUAUUGGAUGCACAAGAGGGCAACGAGGCGGAUGUUGUCGUCUCUGCGAGGGCCCAAACCGGCAAGAUGGCGUCGAGUGGCGGGGAGAUUGGGGGCGUAUUCGACCACCACGUCCAAAAGGCUGUGUGCGACUCGCGGGCCAAGUAUCGGGAGGGGCGACGGCCUCGCGCUGUCAAGGUAUAUACAGUCAAUUUGGAAUCUCGGUACUUAUUAAUACAAGGAGUUCCUGCAGUGGGAGCGAUGAAGGAAUUAGUUGAGCGAUGUGCUUUAUAUGGUGCAAUUGAACAGUAUAAUGCUCUAGACGAAUACCCAGCAGAAGACUUUACAGAAGUUUAUCUUAUUAAAUUUCUUAAUUUACAAAGUGCAAGGAUAGCCAAGAGAAAAAUGGAUGAACAAAGUUUCUUUGGUGGAUUGCUUCAUGUGUGCUAUGCUCCAGAAUUUGAGACAGUUGAAGAAACCAGAAAAAAAUUACAAGAGAGGAAUGCUUAUGUAGCAAGAACUACUAAAAAUAAAGAUCAUUACAUGACAAAGAAGCAUAAAGAUACAAAAGAUUUUAGACAGGACUUCCAUUCGAAGACCUCUGGAUUUCCUGCAGCCUCUUUGAACACAUCUAUUGGGAACUCAGAUCUUUGUCUUCCUUAUUCUUGUGAGUUGCCUUUGUGCUAUUUCUCCCCCAAAUGUACAUGUUCAUCAGGAGAACAUGUGGACAGAGCAUCAAAUUCCUCUCAGGAUGGUAGAAACCAUGAUGAAACACUGGAGCAUUGUAACCACUAUGACUCCCUGCAGAAAAUGCAGAUGAAAAGUUUGAAAAAUUCAUUGGCCUUCCCUGGUGCACAGAAGGCUAUUACUACUUCAGAGGCAGUUGACAGAUUUAUGCCUAGGACAACACAACUGCAGGAGCGGAAAAGAAGAAGAGAAGAUGAUUGUAAACAUGGAACUCUUCUUGAAGCAAGUACAAGUAGUAAUGAGGUUAUGAUUGGCCCUCAGUUACCAGACAUUCCUAAAGUGGACAUGCAUGAUGACUCGUUGAAUACAACAGCGAGUUUAAUUCGGAAUAAACUUAAAGAGGUAUUUCAUCUGUGCCGAAGCCUCCAGAGGACAAGCUGGAAGAUGUGCGUGGAAGUCAUCCUUUAAAACAAAGAAGAAGAAUAUAAAUUGUCUGCAGUAAACUAAUAUUUUUAAAGGCCUAUUUAUUUUUUAUUUUUAGGCUGUCAUUUUAAUUCUUAAAGAGAUUUUACUGCUGGUAUUUUUUUUAAUGCACUCCUCUUUGUAAUUUCAUUCAACCUACUUGUCUCAUAUAGUUUCAUCUUUUAAAAUUAGUUUAUCAUGGACAAAAUACAUGCCAGCCAAUUAUGUCCCUUAAAAAAACUAAAACUUUUCCAGAAGUUCCACCCAG